Trichomonas vaginalis G3 is the source of this 297-nucleotide messenger RNA. RefSeq lists its product as uncharacterized. NCBI's taxonomy places the organism in Eukaryota, Parabasalia, Trichomonadida, Trichomonadidae. The record is from RefSeq and is a predicted model, not a curated record. The transcript has a single exon. Bases 1 to 297 code for a protein of 98 amino acids.
AUGACUGAUUCGGAUGAUUCGACUGAUCCAGGUCAUAAUUUAUUAGGCGAAUAUUGCCCAUUCAUUGCAGACGUACCUAUCACAUCUUAUGCUGAACCAUUCCCAAUACCAAACAAAGAUACAAGAAGUGAAGAAGAAAUCAAUCAAAUUAAACAAAAUCUCAAGAGACUUACAAAUAGCAAACACUUUAAUCCUCCAUUACCACUUGCAGACUUCUGCUUAAUAGCUAAAGAUCGUUGGGAGAAUGAUGAUUCUGACGGUUCUGAAUGCUCAUUAGGAGUUUGCAAACUUGUUUAA